UUAUCUUCCAAUGUCUAUUUAAUAUCCUCUAUUAUCAACCAAUGUCUAUUUAAUAUCCUCUAUUAUCAACCAAUUUUAUCUUCCAAUGUCUAUUUAAUAUCCUCUAUUAUCAACCAAUGUCUAUUUAAUAUCCUCUAUUAUCUUCCAAUGUCUAUUUAA
Messenger RNA from Physella acuta, 159 nucleotides. RefSeq lists its product as uncharacterized. The record is from RefSeq and is a predicted model, not a curated record. Lineage: Eukaryota; Metazoa; Mollusca; Gastropoda; Physidae.